AUGGCUACAGAUAUUUCGAUUUCCUGUGCUCAGAAAGUCAACACAUGUGACUUUUGUGACAACCCUAUCCAGCAUUUUUGCAACAGGUGUCAAGUCAGUUUAUGUGAAGAUUGUAUUAACAAACAUGUAAGGAAACAGAAAUCAUUAACCCAUGAAAUCGCUUCUUUCAAGGAGGGAAUUAUACAGAUAAUUUUUUCAGAGUGCAGGUUUCACCCUAACUGGAGAUGUGAGGCCCACUGCCAGCAGUGUGAUGUCCCUGUGUGCAUGAUGUGUGUCAUCACUUCCCAUAAUGGACACAAGGUGGGAGAUAUAACAAACAUAUUCAAUGAAAAGAAAAAGAAAAUCCAGGAGGAAAUUCACGAAAUCGAAUCUAGUAUUCUCCCGAGAUCCACGAAGAAAAAUGAAGAUACAGAAACAGGGAUAACCAAUUUUAUGAAUAAAUAUGCUGAACUUGAGAAAGAAACAGAGAAACAAAGACAAGUUUGGCACCAAGAAGUGGACAUCAUCUUCAAUAAACUGAGUUCUAUGAACCAAUCCAUGAAGGAUGACCACAUGGCCGUACUGAAAUUACGCCAAACCAAACUCAACAACCUGAUUGCAGACAUGAUCGAAACAGUUGAUCAAAACAAGAAGAUGCUGAAGUCCAAUGAAGUGUCUCAAGUCAACAACUUCAAACCGAAAGUGAAAGAGUACAGAGACAUUCCUGAAGUCACUGACGUUUUCAUUCCUUUAUUGAGAACCAACACAGUUCAAGGGAGAGAACUCAGUAUUGAGCUAGGUGAAUGGAAGGCUACACUGGCACAGACAUCUACGAAAGAGUUAUUAGACAAAGCCAAAGUUGUUGCCACAUUUUCUACUGGAAUUAAACCACUAUUUAGAGUAGUUUGUGUUGGAGCUGAUAAAUCUUGGGUAAGUGAAAAAGGAAGAACCAUAAGAUGUGUUGACAUGCAUGGAUCUGUACAUGAUACUGUUACACCAACAUUAAACUCUUCUGAUGAUAGCCCAAAACCUAAAGAGGAAGAACUGAUAUGUAUAUCAGUGAACAGAAAGGGAGAACUCAUGUACAGUGAUUAUAACAAUAGAACUGUUAACAUUUACAGACAUGGAAGGUCAGAGUUAAUGAUCACAACACCAAAUGACUGGAAACCAGCAGGACUGAGCAGUACUAAAUCAGGCGACAUACUGGUUAAUCUGUAUAAUGGAGAUCAAAAUAAGAUUGUCCGUUAUCAGGGACAGAAAGUGAAACAGAAAAUAUUUAAAGAUGAGUAUGAAAAACCAAUCUAUGGAAGCGGUGACUAUAUGCUGUUUGUAGCAGAGAACAACAAUGAAGAUAUCUGUGUCUCUGAUCGUAAUGCGGACACAGUGGUAGUGGUGGACAAAACAGGAAGAGUUCGAUUCCGAUUCGAUGGUACACCAGCCAAAAGUAAGGAAGCAUUUGAUCCUAAUGAGCUAGUGACGGACUCAUUGAGUCAGAUCAUUGUGACAGAUUGGAAAAAUAACUGUCUACAUAUUCUGGAUCAAGAUGGCCAGUUCCUGAGAUGUGUGGAUAAUUGUGAUUUAUGCAAGCCUCGUGGACUGAGUUUGGACAAUGAGGGGAGGUUGUGGAAAAAGAACAAGAAGAGAUUGGGUGAAGACUUCAGCGAACUACUUAAUCGACCAUCACCUGAUGAAACAGCUGUCAUACCAGAAGCCACGGAGGAUCUGGACAUCAACACUGACCCACUGACCAAGGAUGAGAUAAUUGAUGCAAUCAAGACCCUUAAGAACGAUCUCAAAGAAAAGAGAUCUGAGCGAUUGCAACAACUGAGGAGAAUCACUCCUUUGCCAAGUAAGAUCCUGGCCAAGAUAAUCAUUGAAAGAAUGUCAAAUGCUGUAGACGCUGUACUGAGGAAGGAUCAAGCAAGAUACAUCGAGAUAGCCUUUGGAACAUCCUACGUCAUUAUGGAAUUCCACCCAAGCUGGUCCAUCAGAUCAAGAGCUUCUACAGCAGCUUCAGAUGCUCAGUAA
This is a messenger RNA of Saccostrea echinata, 2007 nucleotides long. RefSeq lists its product as uncharacterized. The coding region runs from base 1 to 2007 and encodes 668 amino acids. Gene Ontology annotation, molecular function: zinc ion binding. Lineage: Eukaryota; Metazoa; Mollusca; Bivalvia; Ostreida; Ostreidae. The record is from RefSeq and is a predicted model, not a curated record. The transcript has 4 exons.